This is a messenger RNA of Zingiber officinale, 2995 nucleotides long. Its product is annotated as heat shock 70 kDa protein 15-like. The transcript is spliced from 10 exons. Gene Ontology annotation, molecular function: ATP-dependent protein folding chaperone; ATP binding. NCBI's taxonomy places the organism in Eukaryota, Viridiplantae, Streptophyta, Magnoliopsida, Zingiberales, Zingiberaceae. Gene Ontology annotation, biological process: protein folding. The coding region runs from base 244 to 2733 and encodes 829 amino acids. Gene Ontology annotation, cellular component: cytosol; nucleus. The record is from RefSeq and is a predicted model, not a curated record.
GCAAUCGGAAACCAUAGCCUUCCUGUGAUCCAUGUGCCGCUAAUCGUCGUGGAGACGAUGGUUCUAGAAAAAGCGCCUCAGUCUAAUUCGAUCACCCUCUCGCCUCCGCCUCAUUGCGAGGGAAAAUUCAUCCGCUCCGGCGACGACGAGAAGGCGGUGAAUCUUGAUCCAAUAAGGCGUAGCAGCCACUUUGCACCUGCUUCGAGGUUUACUCUUGAUUUCUGAGCAUAUUUGGUAGCCAAAAUGAGCGUCGUGGGAUUUGACGUUGGGAACGAGAGCUGCAUUGUUGCGGUGGCAAGGCAACGCGGCAUCGAUGUGGUACUGAAUGAUGAAUCAAAGCGUGAGACCCCUGCCAUUGUCUGCUUCGGCGAGAAGCAGCGUUUUAUUGGGACUGCAGGUGCAGCAUCGUCUACUAUGAACCCUAAGAAUUCGGUCUCGCAGAUCAAGCGUCUUUUAGGUCGGAAGUUUUCGGAUCCUGCGGUACAGAGGGAUAUCCAGUCCUUCCCGUUUAAGGUAACUGAAGGACCAGAUGAGUCUCUAUUGAUCCAUGCUAACUACCUAGGUGAACUGAGGACAUUUACUCCGACCCAAGUUCUUGCGAUGAUUCUGUCCAACCUGAAGAGCAUUGCAGAGAAGAAUCUAAAUGCGGCAGUCGUUGAUUGUUGCAUUGGGAUUCCGGUCUACUUCAAUGAUCUUCAGAGGAGAGCGAUGUUGGAUGCUUCUACAAUAGCUGGCUUGCAUCCUCUACGUUUGUUCCAUGAGACAACUGCUACUGCGUUGGCCUAUGGUAUCUAUAAGACGGACUUGCCGGAGAAUGAUCAAAUUAAUGUGGCUUUUGUUGAUGUGGGGCAUGCAAGCAUUCAGGUGUGCAUUGCUAGUUACAAGAAGGGACAACUGAAGAUAUUGGCUCAUUCUUAUGAUCAGUCUCUCGGUGGGAGAGAUUUUGAUGAAGCUAUUUUUAAGUAUUUUGCUGCUAAGUUCAAGGAUGAAUACAAAAUUGACGUGUAUCAGAAUGCCAGGGCCUGUAUCAGGCUCCGAGCUGCAUGUGAGAAGCUAAAGAAGGUUCUCGGCGCAAACCCUGAGGCUCCAAUGAAUAUUGAGUGUCUGAUGGAUGAAAAGGACGUGAGGGGUUUUAUGAAGAGAGAAGAGUUUGAGCAGAUAAGCCUUCCCAUCUUGGAGCGGGUUAAAGGACCUUUGGAGAAAGCCCUUGCUGAAGCGAGGUUGGGUCAGGAGAAUAUUCAUUCUGUUGAAGUUGUUGGAUCAGGAUCGCGUAUUCCAGCUAUUAUCAAGAUUUUGACAGAUUUCUUUGGCAAAGAGCCUAGGCGUACCAUGAACGCAAGUGAGUGUGUCGCCCGUGGUUGUGCCCUUGAAUGUGCCAUUCUAAGUCCCACGUUCAAAGUGCGGGAAUUUCAGGUUCGUGAUAGCUUCCCUUUCUCGAUAGCCUUAUCGUGGAAAGAAACAGCUACUGACUCACGGAGUGGUGGAACAGAAAACCAGCACUCUACAGCUGUUUUUCCAAAAGGGAACCCGAUUCCUAGUGUCAAAUCUCUUACAUUCUUUCGGUCUGGUACAUUUUCUGUUGAUGUUGUAUAUGCAGACGCAGGCGAUUCACAAAUUCCUGCAAAGAUCAGCACUGUCACGAUUGGGCCAUUCCAGUUAAGCGCCAUGGAGCGUGCUAAGGUGAAAGCAAAAGUGCGCUUAAAUCUGCAUGGAAUUGUUUCAAUUGACUCAGCCACUGAGGAAGUUGAAAUCCUAGUCUUGGCAGAACCACCUAAGGAAUCCGCACAAAUGGUUAUUGACAACGGAGCAAUUGAUUCCUCAAAAACUGAAGCGGAUGUAAGCAUGGAGGAUGCAAAAACAUCCGGUAGGGUUGAGAAUGGGGUAUCGGAGUCAAAGGAAAAGCCUUACACAUGGAAACUGACAAAAAAUGUUGAAUAUUCUAAAAAGAAAGUCAAGAAAACCAAUAUUCCUGCCGUUGAGACAGUCUAUGGUGUACUGUCAUCUGAUGAAUUGCAGAAGGCCAUCAAAAAGGAGUUUGAAAUGGCUCUUCAAGAUAGAGUGAUGGAAGAAACAAAAGACAGGAAAAAUGCUGUGGAGGCAUAUGUGUAUGACAUGCGGAACAAGCUUCACGAUAUGUACGAGGCAUUUGUAACAACAUCAGAGAAAGAUGAGCUUAUUGCAAAGCUUCAGGAAGUUGAGGAUUGGCUUUAUGAAGAUGGUGAAGACGAAACUAAGGGUGUUUAUGUUGCUAAACUUGAGGAACUUCGAAAGCAAGGUACCCCAAUUGAGGAGCGGUACAGGGAGUGGACAGAAAGGACUCCAGCAAUCGAUCAACUUGAUUAUUGCAUCAAUAGUUUCAGAGCCGCAGCUUUGUCUAACGAUUCCAAGUUGGACCACAUUGAACUUGCAGAGAAGCAGAAUGUGGUUAGUGAGUGUUGCGAAGCAGAAGCUUGGCUGCGUGAGAAGCAGCAGCAACAGGAUGCCUUGCCCAAAUACGCCAAUCCAGUUCUCCUCUUUGGCGAUAUCAAAAGAAAGACAGAAGCUUUGGACGAGUUUUGCAAACCGAUAAUGACUAAGCCGCAACCCGCUUCACCAAAAGGUCAGACCCCGGGUGAUCAAUCUCAAGCAUCCGAGUUGCAGAACCAAGGAGAGGAUGGACCGGUGGAGUCCAUGGCUCAUGAGGGCAGUCAAGUAUCUCCGGCCACGGCUGCUGAGCCAAUGGACACCGACUAGUCAGACAGUUCCCCAUAGGCGUAAAACAACUUUUUCAUCUUAUAGUGUUUGCUUGUGAUCGAUAUUUCAGCAAAAGGAUCGAGUGGAGAUGAUAAGUCAAUGCAUCUGGAGAUCUCACAGAAACGUAUAUGGGAGUUUUUUUGCAUCUCCUGGAAUUUAGCAGUGUAUUCAUUGGAAGUUUUAGUCAACCAUACUCUACACUAAAUUUGUGACCUGUCCAGUCUUCAUCUAAAUAAAUAGUUGAAAGAUGCUUUCCUCUAAA